This is a messenger RNA of Prunus armeniaca (apricot), 963 nucleotides long. NCBI's taxonomy places the organism in Eukaryota, Viridiplantae, Streptophyta, Magnoliopsida, Rosales, Rosaceae. The record is from the annotation of a GenBank genome assembly.
AUGGAGGAAAUUCAGCACAAGUACAUAACCGUACAAGGCCUAAAGCUCCACGUAGCCGACAUCGGAACAGGUUCCAACGUGGUCGUGUUCCUGCACGGCUUCCCGGAGAUUUGGUACUCGUGGCGGCACCAGAUGAUUGCUCUGGCCCGCGCCGGCUUCCGGGCCAUCGCGCCCGACUACCGUGGAUACGGACUCUCGGACCCGCCUCCCCAACCCGAUAAGACCUCCUACCGUGACCUUGACAGUGACCUCCUUCGAAUUCUUGAUUCCCUUGCUAUUCCUAAGGUUUUUCUCAUCGCAAAAGAUUUUGGAGCUCGGCCAGCAUAUACAUUUGCUCUUCUACAUCCCGAGAGGGUCUUGGGAGUUGUGACAAUGGGAGUGCCGUACACGCUGCCAGGCCCUCAUGCAUUCGAGAAACUCCUGCCUGAAGUUGGUCUUGGUUAUCUGUUCAGUGUCUGCACACGCACGACUUGCUUGAGAGAGCCUGGCAGGGCAGAGGCUGAUUUUGGGCGACUUGAUGCGAAAACAGUUGUCCGGAAUGUUUACAUCCUGUUCUCCAGAAGUGAAAUACCAAUAGCUGCAGAAAACCAGGAGAUCAUGGACUUGGUGGAUCCAUCUACCCCUCUUCCCCCUUGGUUCACGGAGGAAGAUCUUGCAGCAUAUGGAGCUUUGUAUGAGAAAUCGGGCUUUCAAACUGCACUGCAAGUUCCAUAUAGGGCACUUAGAGAAGACCCCGGCAUAACCGAUCCAAUUGUUAAAGCUCCGGCGCUUUUCAUAAUGGGAGGCAAGGAUUAUGUGUACAAGUUUCCCGGGAUGGAGGAUUAUAUAAACACUGGAAAGGUGAAACAAUUCGUCCCUAAGUUGGAGAUUGUAUUUCUGCCUGAAGGAACACAUUUCGUGCAAGAACAGUCACCAGAAGAGGUUAAUCAGCUGAUCAUCACCUUCCUUGGAAAGCACAUUUGA